CUCAGAAAGUUAUGGCAUAGAAGUCGGCUGGGGAUGGAACAACGGCUGUCGGCGAACGUUAUAAUUGCACAAGUUUUCAACGUGGCAUAGAUCCUUUGCUCUUUAAAAGUAUUUCCUAACCCUACAGCAAUUUUCUAAAACAACACAGCCAAGGCAAAGAAACCUUCAAGAAAGAAAUUUGUGAUCCACAGAAAUAUGCUUGUGAUUGCAUACAUCUCGUUUGGUGUUCUUUCCGCACUUUGUGGUAUUUUCCACUUUUGGUGCAAAACAGGUCAAAGGGAUGACACGAUGAUAGUGAACCCCAACUUUGUCUCAUUCCAAAACAGCUACUUCAGAGUUUACUUCCUAGCACUAAUGGCUGAAUGGCUCCAGGGACCGUACCUUUACAAACUCUACAGUCACUACGGCUUCAUUGACACGCAAAUUGCCAUAAUUUAUGUGUGUGGCUUUGCCUCAAGUGUUGUGUUUGGAACUUCUAGUGGAUACUUUGCAAGUGUGUUUGGCCGUAAAAAGGCUUGUGUAGUUUUCACAUUACUGUACUCAUUGUGCUGCCUGACGAAGCUGUCAAGAAACUAUGGUAUUCUAAUCCUUGGAAGAAUUUUGGGUGGAAUCUCUACUUCCUUGUUAUUCACAGCUUUUGAUGCAUGGUAUUUGUAUGAACACACACAGACCCAUAAUUUUCCUAGUGAGUGGGUUUCUGCAACAUUUGCCAAAGCAACACUCUACAACAGCAUCAUCUCUGUAGUAGCUGGGAUUUUAGCCAACACCGUAGCUGAAUGGAUGCCUUUUGGACCAGUGGCCCCAUUUGUCCUUGCCAUACCAUUUCUUAUUGCAACUGGGAUUUUGAUCCAAUUUACUUGGGAUGAAAACUAUGGGGGAAAAAAUAACAAAGUCAUUCAACCAUGUAUUGAGAGCCUACGACAUAUUGUAACAAACAACAAAGUCAUGUCUAUUGGCAUUGUUACCUCACUUUUUGAGAGUGCCAUGUACAUAUUUGUUUUUUUGUGGACUCCUGUUUUGGACAGAGGGCAUUUGUAUCCUCCUCUGGGAAUCAUCUUUUCAUGUUUCAUGUUGUGUGUUACUCUAGGAGGCUUUCUGUUCAAUUUUACCGUCAAACUAGGUAUAAACCCAGCCAAUGUUGUGAUUUUAACUGUUAUUGUAGCAUCUGGGGCAAAUAUUGGUGCAGUUUUUUCCAAUGCCUUGCAUCCGAGUACAUCAUUUAUUCUGUUUAUUAUCUUGGAACUAGCUUGUGGACUGUACUUCCCAGCAAUGGGUUGGUUGAGACAAAGGAUUCUACCUGAGGCCCAUCAUGCUGGUAUUAUAAACUGGUUCAGAGUACCGCUGAAUGCUAUUGCUGCAAUUGUUUUGAUGGUACUUCAUGACACUCAUAGCAGUCAUGGUAUAUCUGCAAUAUUUGCCCUUUGUUCAUUAUUGUUGGCUGUGGCAGGUAUUGCUGCUGUAAGACUCUCCGUCCUGUCAAGAAAUGAUGAAAAUUUGAAACUUGUCCAUGACAUGGAAGAAGGACUUUGAAGAACUACAUCUAAUCAGAUAUAUCUUGCCUUUGGAAGAUGUGAUCUUCAUUUUUAGGUCACAACAUGAAGGAAAGGGGUUGACUAAGAAAAUUGUGUGGCUGUAAGUCACUAACCUCACUUCAGUUUGAUGUAGAAACAUUUUACACGCUUAAGUGGCCAUAUUUAUUUUCAUUGAACUUGAAGAAAAAUUUUUAACACAUGACAGUAUGUGUAAGAUUCAGGACAAGGUAGUGUUCGUUACUGUAAGUUCACCCUCUUAACUAUGGCCUUUCUCAAGAGAGGUCCCCCUCCCUAAGAAGUUCCCCCAACCAUAGCUUUCCCCCCCUAAAGAAAAAUAAUUAAAGCUUAACAUGUGGUGAUUAGAUAUCAUCAUCAGAACUUGACUUGAGCUAAAACUUGAAAGGUGAUCAAUCAAAAAUUGUUAUGGCAGUGUAUGAUAUGUUAUAGUGACCAAGAAAGCCAAGAAAGCUAAGUAAUUGAUCUUAGUUAAUUCCUUUCUUUUGUAUGUAAUGAUCUUUUCCUCUCUUUUUGUAUUAAUUUUCUAGCAGAUAUACAUGUUCAUGUUUUCCCAUAUUUAUUAUAAUUUUAAGUUGUAUUUAUAUAUAAACUCUACACUGCCUAGAUUAGUUAUGCUAGUUGCGGUGUACAGUUACCUC
Molecule: messenger RNA, 2188 nt
Organism: Pocillopora verrucosa
Lineage: Eukaryota; Metazoa; Cnidaria; Anthozoa; Scleractinia; Pocilloporidae
Product: molybdate-anion transporter-like
Biological process (GO): molybdate ion transport
Cellular component (GO): membrane
Molecular function (GO): molybdate ion transmembrane transporter activity
Source: RefSeq, a predicted model, not a curated record